Molecule: messenger RNA, 7753 nt
Organism: Podarcis muralis (Common wall lizard)
Lineage: Eukaryota; Metazoa; Chordata; Lepidosauria; Squamata; Lacertidae
Gene: PCDH1
Product: protocadherin 1
Biological process (GO): homophilic cell-cell adhesion
Cellular component (GO): plasma membrane
Molecular function (GO): calcium ion binding
Source: RefSeq, a predicted model, not a curated record
AUCCCUGGGCUGCGCUUCCCCUGCACUUCCUCCUCACACACACCGAGAGAGCAGCUCCGGCUCGGACACAGCCCGGCUCGGCGCGCGCCCCGGCAGCAGCGGCUGCUUGGCUGGGCUCGUGGCGCGGGCGAGCGGGGCAGGCGGGCGGGCUUCCUUCGGGUGGAAGGGACUGAACGGAGCGGCGCGGAUUUGGAGCGGAGCGCGACGGCGCGGGGGGCUCGGAGAGCCCGGCUGCUGGCGGAUUUGCUGCGGAGAGCAGCGGGCAGGCGGCGGGAGGCGAAGAUGCCCGGCGAGGAGCGGCGAGCGAGGAGGAAGCCCCGGGCGCCGCGAACUCUGCCACCGUUCAGGAUGCAGCAGCUGAUCUCCUGCCUGGGCUUGUGGCUCUUCUUCCAGCUCCCCUGCCUGAGCUCCGGGACACGUGUCGUCUACAAGGUACAGGAGGAGCAGCCACCCAACACACUGAUCGGCAGCCUGGCAGCAGACUAUGGCUUCCCAGAUGUGGGGCACUUGUAUAAGCUGGAGGUAGGUGCCCCCUUCCUGCGUGUGGAUGGUAAGACUGGUGACAUCUACACUACAGAGACCUCCAUUGACCGAGAGAGCCUGCGAGAAUGCCAGCAGCUGUUUCCAGGGGACCCGUGCUUCCUGGAGUUUGAGGUUUCCAUCACGGACCUGAUGAACAAUAGCCCACGCCUGCUGGAAGGGCAGAUUGAGGUGCUGGACAUCAAUGACAAUACGCCCAACUUUGCCUCUCCCGUUAUCACAUUAGCCAUUCCUGAAAACACCAAUAUUGGGACACUCUUCCCCAUCCCGCUGGCCAUGGACCGUGAUGCUGGCGCCAACGGUGUGGCUUCCUAUGAGCUCAUGCCUGGUUCAGAUGCCCAGAAGCUUUUUGGCUUGCAGGUAGCAGAGGACCAAGAGGAGAAACAGCCACAGCUGAUCGUCAUGGGAAGCCUGGACCGGGAGCAAUCGGAGUCCUAUGACCUGACUAUCAAAGUACAGGACGGGGGCAACCCACCACGUGCUAGCAGUGCCUUGCUGCGCAUCACCAUCCUGGACAUGAAUGACAAUGCGCCCAAGUUUGAGAAGCCCCUCUACGAGGCUGAACUCUCGGAGAACAGCCCCAUUGGUCACUCCGUGCUGCAGGUGAAGGCCAAUGAUUCUGACCAGGGUGCCAAUGCUGAGAUUGACUACUCCUUCCACCAAGCUUCCGAUGUGGUUCGCCGGUUGCUGCGCCUGGACAGAGCCACUGGACUUAUCACUGUUCAGGGUCCCGUUGACCGUGAAGACAUCAAUGUGCUCAAGUUCUCCGUGUUGGCCAAGGACAAAGGGGCCAACCCGAAAACUGCCCGUGCCCAGGUGGUGAUUAGUGUCAGGGAUAUGAAUGACAACGCUCCAUCCAUUGAAAUCCGUGGUAUUGGCUUGGUCACCCACCAAGAUGGCAUGGCUAAUAUCUCAGAAGAUGUGCCGGUUGAGACACCUGUGGCUCUGGUACAGGUGUCUGAUCGGGAUGAAGGUGAGAAUGCUGUUGUGACCUGUGUGGUGGCUGGUGAUGUACCUUUCCAGUUGCGACAAGCCAGUGACACCGGAAGUGACAGCAAAAAGAAGUAUUUUCUCCAGACCACAACGCCACUAGACUAUGAGGCCGUGAAAGAAUACACCAUUGAGAUUGUGGCUGUGGAUUCUGGCAAUCCACCUCUGUCCAGCACCAACUCUCUCAAGGUGCAGGUGGUGGAUGUUAAUGACAACGACCCAGUUUUCAGCCAGAGCUCAACAGAGGUAUCUUUCCCAGAAAAUAAUUCCCCAGAUGACUUGGUGGUAGAAGUGAGUGCUACUGAUGCAGAUAGCGGGUCUAACGCUAAGCUGGUGUACUCCCUAGUGACAGAGCCUUCAUCCAAAGGCAUAUUCUCCAUUGAUCCAGAGUCUGGUGAAAUCCGGGUUAAGACUGUCCUGGACCGUGAGCAGCGAGAACGCUAUGAAUUCUUGGUAGUCGCAGCGGACAAGGGCAGCCCCAGCCGGAAGGGGACGGCCUCUGUUGCCAUCAACGUCAUGGACCGCAACGACAAUGACCCAAAGUUCAUGCUAAGUGGCUACAACUUCUCCGUCAUGGAAAACAUGCCCCCUCUGAGUCCCGUGGGGAUGGUGACAGUAAUCGAUGCAGACAAAGGCGAGAAUGCCUUCAUUCAGCUCUCAGUAGAGCAGGACAACGGGGACUUUGUUAUCCAGAAUGGUACUGGCACCAUCCUCUCCAGCAUUUCCUUUGACCGUGAGCGGCAGAGCACUUACACCUUCCGACUGAAAGCUGUGGAUUCAGGUGACCCACCCAGGUCUGCCUAUGUUGGGGUGACCAUCAAUGUGCUUGACGAGAACGACAACGCUCCUGUCAUCAUUUCUCCAUCCAAUGCUUCCUACAAGCAUAUCCAGCCGCACACCAGUCCUGGGCAGCAGGUCAUGAGUGUGGGAGCCGAAGACAUUGACUCUGGGAUCAACGCUGAGCUGCAGUACAGCAUCAUGGGUGGAAACCCCUUUGAGCUCUUCAAGAUUUCGCCCCAGAGCGGAAACAUCACAUUGGAAAAGGAGAUCCUCCGCAAGCACCACGGGCUUCACCGCCUGGUGGUGCGCGUCAAUGACAAGGGCAAGCCGUCUCGCCACGGCACCGCUCUGGUCCAUUUCUACGUCAACGAGACCCUGACUAACCGCACGCUGCUGGAGACUCUGGUGGGACACAGCUUGGACACGCCGAUCGACAUUGACAUCGCUGGCGACCCCGAGUACGAGCGCAGCAAGCAGCGCAGCAACAUCCUCUUCGGGGUCAUUGCGGGCAUAGUGGCCGUCACUCUGGUCAUUGUGCUGGUUGUGCUGGUGCGCUACUGCCGCCAGAAGGAGGCCAAGAGCGGCUACCAGGCGGGCAAGAAGGAAACAAAGGACCUGUACGCUCCCAAGCAAGGCAGCAAAGGCAACAAAGCCAAGAGCAAGGUCAAAAAGAACAAGUCCCCCAAGCCGCCCAAACCAGCCGAGGAUGAGGAAGAAACGGGCCUGCAGAAAUCCCUCAAGUUCAACCUGAUGAAUGACUCGGUCAGCGACAGCCCCCGCAUCCACCUGCCCCUUAACUACCCCCCUGGCAGCCCUGACUUGGGCCGCCACUACCGCUCCAACUCCCCCCUGCCUUCCAUCCAGCUCCAGCCCCAGUCGCCAUCUGCCUCCAAGAAGCACCAGGUCGUGCAGGACCUGCCGGCCACCAAUACAUUUGUGGGCACAGGGGACAGCAACUCCACAGGCUCGGAGCAGUAUUCAGACUACAGCUACCGCACCAACCCUCAGAAAUACACCAACAAGCAGUUACCUCAUCGCCGAGUGACAUUCUCUGCAGCCAAUCAGGCGCAAGAUCUGCAGGACCCCUCCCAACACAGUUACUAUGACAGUGGCCUUGAGGAGUCAGAAACACCAAGCAGCAAGUCGUCAUCGGGGCCCCGCAUUGGACCACUGGCUUUGCCGGAGGAUCACUAUGAGCGCACCACACCAGACGGCAGCAUUGGGGAAAUUGAGCACCCUGAGAAUGAUCUCCGGCCUCUGCCUGACGUAGCCAUGACAGGGAACUGCACCCGGGAAUGCACAGAGUUUGGUCACUCUGACACCUGCUGGAUGCCAGGUCAGUCCUCUCCAAGCCGGAGGCCCAAGAACGCCCUCAAACUCUCCACAUUUGUGCCUUAUCAAGACAGAGGGAGUCAAGAACAAGUUGGGAAUGGCAGCCCCAGACUCUCAGAAGAGCGCAACACCAAAAUGGCUAACCUCCAUCUGCUCCCCACGUACAGUGCCUUCUCCAACAGUAGCCAUGAGCCCUGCAAGGACUCCCCCAUGGAGGAAAUCCCUCUGACCCAGACCUCGGACUUCCAGGCAGCCACCACACCAUCGUCCCAAACUGCCAAGCGGGAGAUCUACCUGUGAGAUGAAGAGGACCGUGGAAGGUGCCUGCGCAACACCUCAGACCAGUGUCUGGAUUUCAAAGAAGAAUAAAAAGAAGGGACUUUUCAAACUGUGAUGCUUUAUCGCUCGCAUUGGUGGUUCUGUGCCUGCCAGGUGAGAAUGCCUUGCCCAGGCCCUGGGCACAGGAACACUUUUUUAUGAACUCAUUGCUCCCAGGGCAAGAGAACCGAUGUCAACAUGAAUUACCAAGCUCUCAGUAGAGUGGUCCCUAGAUGCCUGGAAAGAGGGAGAGAGGAACGUAGCGAAGAGGGCUUGGCCUCAUGGCUUCAGGGCUGGGGGUGGGGGGAAGGGCUGAGUUACCAAAGGUCCACGUAGACUUGGUGGAGUCCAUUGGGCACAGGGCCAAGGGCACCUGGCGCAGGUCCAGGGGGAAAAGCUGCCUCUCUUGUUACUGUAGACUCCUGUAAAUAUGAAUCUUAGGAAUGACAUUUGCGUCCUGCCUGAUCAGAAGUUUUAUUGUCCUUGAAACAAAAAGACUUUGAAACAAAACAAAAACCACAGGGAGCAAUUUCCAGCUUGAAUCUUUCACCACACAGAAGAGCACAUGGGAGCAAGUGCUUCCAAGCAGCCCACCCUCGCCUUCCACAGUGUAAAAAGGAUGGGGCACUGGCUGGUGAGGGGAGAGCUCUGGCCGGUCACCAGGACUGGGCGGAAGGGCAUUGCAGAGCUUUUAACCCCAAUCUCUUUCCAGACUUCAGCAACUCUUCUCGUCACAUGUGAGGAGGAGGAGGAGGAGCCUUAGAGCUGCUGGUUGUGGCUUUCACCUGGUCCUCCUUUGCCCCUGCCCCCUGGACAGUGGAGCUAAGGCCAGCUGGAAAGGUGGAAGAGACGUCCAACCCCCUAACUUCCCAGUAUCUCUUCUGCCUCACGCGAGGCAGGGAACUCCCAUGGGGUCACUGGGCCCCAGUGCCAUGAUCCCGGCCUUUGAAAAGUCUGCCUGUAAGCCACCAUUGCCUUUGUGAAUGGAGCUUUGACUCAGGGUCACAUUGGGGGCCACGAGGCCUCUGUAUGCUGGAGUCACCCCCCUCCCUCCCUCUGCCUUGAGACCAGAGAGCCAGCCUCAAGGGCUCCCGUGUUCUCUUUGGGUGCCACAGGUUUAGCCACAUAGGAACUCUCUGGUGGUAUCGUGGUUCCAGCAGGGCCCUGUAACAAAUCAUGGAACUACCCUUGGAAGCAUUGAUCAGUGGGUUGUCCCCUUGGAUGGGUGAAAAGACCAGCCCCAAUUGGGCGAGGGGCACUCUUCCACCUCCAGCCACCCAUGGGCUGCUCAAGUAACUUGGUUCUUCAGUUGCUCCUAGGUGUCCUGACUUAAUUGGACCUGGCUCCAUAUAGCCAAGAGCUCGUGGCCAUCCCUGCCCAUCAACCUGUCCACCCUGCGAGCGGUGGGGCUUCACUCCAAUCUGCAUGGCAAUGGAGGAUACAACUGUUUGCCCCGCACAACAUUCAUUGGUACAAACUCCAGUGUGGGACCUCUGUUCACCUGACCACUGAUACUUGUUGGGCCCGGCUCUGCCCUCUUGGUCCCUGCAUUGGACUUGGUUCUUCUGGUGCCCAUAGACCCUGCCCCCUCCCCACAUUUUGCCAUGGGUCAUGGAUGUGUUCUUCUUAGCUGGGCUGCAGGAGGCAGACUGGUCGUCACCCUUUGCUGUGUCUCUGUUCAACUUUCUCUGUUGCAUGGAUCUGGGGAGAAGGGGGGGAAGCACCUCGUGGUAUCUGCAGGGAUACUUCUCCGUAGCUUUUGUGGUACAGUUGUGUGUGUGCGUGUGUGUCCGGGCUGACAGUCUGGAAGCAGGUAGGUGGGGAGGGGCAGUCUCCAAGUUCCUCGGACUGAACAGCCAGGCCAGAGCCAGAAGCUUUAAUAGGACCCUCUUGUCCCAUUGUGUCAUCUGGCUCCCGCCAAGUAGAACUAUCAUCUUCUGACCAUCGGCAUUGGUGACACCAAAGUGCAGAACAGAGCAAACAAGCAGCUUCCUUCAACGGCUGCCACCAACCAGAGAAUUAGGUGUCUGGAGUACUAGAGUCCUCCAUUUGCGAUCCCUGGUGACUUGCAGUCUGCACGAGAGCAAAGGACUUCCCUGUUCUGUUGCCUACACUCUCUGAGACUCAGGGCUGGUCCAGAAGCAACUCACAGAUGGUAGGGGGCGCCUUGCACUACCUAUUUAUUCUGGUACCAAGAGGCUGGGUGGCCAGUGGUGAGCUUUGACCUCGAAGGAGCUGGAAAUGGCUGUUCUUUCCAUACCCACUCAAACACAAGCUUAUAUCUGCUCUGCCCAGGGAUCAAAGGGAUUUCAGCCACCCAUCCUGAACCAUACAUUGUCCUUUCCAGACACUUUAAAGUGCCACUCUAAGGUGGAGAGGGGGCGGGACCCUCUUGCUCUUCCAUAUUAUUACUUCCCUGCUGUGGAAGGCAUAGAUGGGAGCCAGGCUCACUCACCAGAGAAUACCUGUGGUUCCCAGGUAAGGUUACCUUAUUUCAUUUUUAAUAAUAAUAAUAAAAAUGCCUAUGAAAUGGGACAUUCAAACAGGCCUGUCCAUAAGUUGGGCCUGCUGAAAGAAAGCAAAAAGAACACAACGGAAAAGCCCAGGCCUUUCGCUUGACAACGGGCAUUUUAAGGCUGCCCUCAGCCGAACGCUGCUCCCAUCCUUGGGUACAUUUGCCACAGGGCUCCGUGGAGCAAAAUGAGCAUGUACCAAGCAGGCUAGGGUUGCUUGUCCCCUUCUUAGUUAGGCAAAGGCCGAUACGUGAAUGUGAAUGACAGGCUGGAUCAAUCCACACUGGUGUAUCUGAUGGUAUCUGACAUGGUGUGUGCGCGCGUGUGAGUGUGAGUGUGUGUGUGUAAAGUCUUCCACCUCUUCCCUCUUGGUUUGCCCCUGGAAAAUUGGAUAAAAGAAGGCGGAGGGAGGAAAGAGGGCUUGGUCUCUGGUCCCAUGAAGGAAAACCAUGAGGAAAACCACGUUCAAGACAUAGCUGCCUCCCGCGUGCGGCAGAAGAGGUGAGGAUGUUUUGGGGGGACAGCGGUAGUGCCAUUGGGCUGAAAGGCCACGGAAUAGGGAGGUGUCACAGGGUGGUGCAGGCGAUCUCCAAGAGCCCAGGUGCCACCAGGAGAAGCUCAUUUUGCACAAGUCAAAGCCAGAAGGAGAGAGCCUAUGUGCGCAGAGAUGGGGUGGGGAAGGAGGAGGAGCUCAAGGGUCCUGGGCUAGACAAGCACAUUGAAGGGCGAGGGGGGAGGGAAGGACACUUUUGAGCACUGCACUAGGACAAGCCAGGGGUAAAACCAAAGGUGGGAGGCCAGGCACAGGCCAGCUGUGUAAGAUGGAGCCAAGUGACCCCUUUGUAGCUCUUCGUGUUGGUUCUAUUUAUAUGAGAUUUCAGUUCCUUGCUUGUGAUGCCUUGUUUUUUGUACAGUUUUAUGUACAUGCAGGUGUAGCUUUUUCUAAAAGGAGGAAUCCUACGGCAGAAUAAAGAGUACCCAACUAUUUUUCAGAUGGUGACCUAUGUUUAGGCGCUGCCUCUCUUGCUAAGGUUGUAUUGCUCUCAAUGUGAUGCAUUCCCCUUGCACUGGGAUGGCUUUGGGCCCGGGGCUUCGUUCUCCCCAGGCGCCAGGAGCACAAUUGAUUCCCUUGUAAUCCUUUUUGUUUGGAACAGUGAGCAUGACACCUCGUGAGCCCUUUUCUGUUCUCUUCCAUUCUGUUUGUUUGCUGAGCUGUCAGAUGACAAACUCCACUGUAAUUAGCCCUCCCAAAGCUUUACAAUAAAAAUGUGAAAACCUUC